UCAGUGCUUCAGCCUUCAGGUAUUUAGCCGGGGGAAAGCGUGCGGUAUAUCGAAAGGCGGAAACUAGUCUGAAAAUACUCGACAAUAUUUAUGCGAAAUCUAUCAGUAAACACAAUAAUAUACAGCCGGGAUUGUGUUACCUGACUUCAGAUCCGUACAUACAACUCCUUUUCUCUGCAUUAAAAAUUAAACCACAAUGGGUGACGUGAACGAGGAACUCUUGGAUUACGAGGAGGAUGUUAUUGAGCCCACCGAGGAGCCCAAGACUGAUGGUGCUACAGCAAAGAAGGGUUAUGUAGGAAUUCACACGGCAGGUUUCCGCGACUUUUUGCUUAAACCAGAACUUUUGAAAUCGAUUGUCGACUGUGGUUUCGAGCACCCUUCAGAAGUGCAACAUGAGUGCAUUCCCCAGGCCAUCCUUGGUAUGGAUGUGAUCUGCCAGGCGAAGUCUGGUAUGGGUAAGACAGCCGUCUUUGUUCUCGCUACGUUGCAGCAGUUGGAGAUCAAGGAUGGGGAAGUGAGCGUGCUGGUUAUGUGUCACACACGUGAGCUUGCCUUCCAGAUCAAGAACGAGUACGAGCGCUUCUCAAAGUACAUUGAGGGUGUACGCACAGCGGUGUUCUUCGGUGGCGUUGCUAUCACAAACGAUGAUAAAAUCCUGAAGGAUGAGCGAUCCCACCCCCAUAUUGUGGUGGGAACUCCGGGACGUAUUCUGUCACUUGCCACCAACGCAAUUGGCAGCAACACCAAGCCCUCGCUCGAUCUGAGCAAGCUCAAGCACUUUGUGCUCGAUGAGUGUGAUAAGAUGCUGGAUUCGCUUGAUAUGCGUCGGGAUGUACAGCUGAUCUUUAAGCAAAGCCCCAAGUCAAAACAAGUGAUGAUGUUCAGUGCAACACUCUCAAAGGAGAUCCGACCAAUCUGCAAAAAGUUUAUGAGAGACCCCAUGGAGAUCUACGUAGACGACGAGACCAAGCUUACAUUGCACGGUCUUCAGCAGCACUACGUCAAAAUUACCGAGGGAGCCAAGAACCGAAAACUCACAGAUUUACUCGAUGCACUCGAGUUCAACCAAGUAGUAAUCUUCGUCAAGUCUGUUAGCCGAGCAAAGGCUCUGUGUAAUUUGCUGUGUGAUUGCAACUUCCCAGCCAUCGCGUUACACACUGGUCUCAGCCAAGAGCAACGCUUGGAGAUGAUCAAAGAGUUCAAGGACUUCCAGAAACGUAUCCUUGUUGCGACUGAUCUUGUGGGGCGUGGAAUCGAUAUCGAGCGUAUCAACAUCGUUAUAAACUUCGACAUGUCUGAUCAGUCAGAUACAUACCUACACAGAGUGGCCCGUGCCGGUCGUUUCGGAACCAAAGGUCUAGCCAUUUCUUUCAUCGCCUCUAAGGAGGAUUCUGAAAUCCUGAACGAGGUCCAGUCUCGAUUCGAAGUCGAGAUUACACCGCUGCCUGAUCAGCUAGACGUCACACUAUACAUGAACGCUUAAAUGGCCUUCGAAUUGCCAAGGGAUUGUUACUACAAACAAUAUGCGUUUGCAGGCAGUCUAGCUGCAUAAAAACUUAAAAAUAUAGCAAAGCAAAAUCAGGAUGUCAUUCAUAUCGAAGAGGCCGACGGAAUGAUGGGCACUGUGGCCCGAGUCGUCGGUGUAUAUAAAAAGCCAUCACUGCGUUCGUGUGGGCGGCAGUGCAAAUAUUGGAGGCUCUUCAGUUCAAUAGAAUACUACCGGCAAGUUUAUUUAGCGCGUGUUAUGAAUUCCAGUGUUCAGACUUGACAAAUAUUAGACACGUAAUGUUGUAGUUCAAUAGUGUUCAAAGUGUGGUCUUGUGAAAGAAAGGCAGUUCGAGAAACGUAUUUCGCAAUUGUUAGUGGUAUAAGAGCCACCUUUGAUGCUCCCCACUGCCUCUCUAUAUCAUGUAUUAAGGAGAGCAGUUAAACGACUGAGUGAAAAUAAAAGACUGGCAGAUAAUCUAUUAUGCGUUAUAAAACAAU
This is a messenger RNA of Sphaeroforma arctica JP610, 1989 nucleotides long. RefSeq names its product spliceosome RNA helicase BAT1. The record is from RefSeq and is a predicted model, not a curated record. The transcript is spliced from 7 exons. Gene Ontology annotation, molecular function: RNA binding; ATP binding; RNA helicase activity. Bases 197 to 1486 code for a protein of 429 amino acids. NCBI's taxonomy places the organism in Eukaryota, Ichthyosporea, Ichthyophonida.